AUGGAGCGCGGCGCGGCGGCGCUGAUUCGCGAGGGCUGGUUCCGCGAGACGUGCCGGCUGUGGCCGGGCCAGGCCAUGUCGCUGCAGGUGGAGGAGCUCCUGCACCACCAGCGCUCCCGCUACCAGGAGAUCCUCGUCUUCCGCAGCACCACCUACGGCAACGUCCUCGUCUUGGACGGGGUGAUCCAAUGCACGGAGCGGGACGAGUUCUCGUACCAGGAGAUGAUCGCCAACCUGCCGCUCUGCAGCCAUCCCGACCCCCGCAAGGUGCUCAUCAUCGGCGGCGGCGACGGCGGAGUGCUGCGCGAGGUGGUGAAGCACCCCACCGUGGAGUCCGUGGUGCAGUGCGAGAUCGAUGAGGAUGUGAUCCAGGUGUCUAAGAAAUAUCUCCCUGGGAUGGCAGUCGGGUAUUCCAGUGCUAAACUGACCCUGCACGUCGGAGAUGGUUUUGAGUUCAUGAAACAGAAUCAGGAAGCCUUUGAUGUGAUUAUCACGGACUCAUCUGACCCCAUGGGUCCUGCAGAAAGCUUAUUCAAAGAAUCCUACUACCAGCUGAUGAAGACAGCACUGCGCGAAGAUGGGAUUCUCUGCUGCCAAGGUGAGUGCCAGUGGCUGCACCUGGAUCUCAUUAAGGAGAUGCGUCAGUUCUGCAAGUCUCUGUUCCCUGUUGUGGAAUACGCCUAUUGCACCAUCCCUACGUACCCCAGCGGGCAGAUUGGCUUCAUGCUCUGCAGCAAGAACCCAAACACAAAUUUCCGAGAGCCUGUGCAGCAACUCUCACAGCAACAAGUAGAGGAGAGGAGUCUGAAAUACUACAACUCUGACAUUCACCGGGCAGCUUUCAUCCUGCCAGAGUUUGCACGGAAGGCCCUGAGCGAUGUGUGAGACCGAGAAGCUCCUUCCUCCUUUCAAGUUGGACCCUGAGAUCAUCAGUGAUGUGGGGACCUUCCUAGCAGACUACAGAUUUGCUCUCCACUGUGUGGGAUCGUUUAACCCCUUGCCAGCCAACAUUCCCUUUGAUGUGUCAUAACCCAGAUAAGACUAUUGAAAAGGUCCAGUGACUUAUUGCGUGAGGUCAAAACUGUUGUUUGCAGUACUGGAAAUGUAAGAUGUCUUCUUCCUUCCUCUCCUCCCUUUACCCAUUCUAAAUUUGCCUCCACCCAACUGACAACGAUAUAUUUAUAACUGACGUGUAUUUCUGUCUGGUGAUCUUCUGAAACUUGGGAAGAGUCCAGGAGGUUCACUGACUCGGCCUUAAGCACAGAGAGCGAGAGCUUUGUGCACAGUUAGCUUGCUCUCUCCUAAUAGAAGCUCCCUGCUGCUGAGACAUUUUGACUGGUAACGGGUCUGAGCCUUCACAUCCCACUGCCCUGCUGUGAUGCCUGUGCUGUUCUGCAGCACAGCUGGAGAAAUCACAGUGCAAACUGUUGCCAUUCACAAUAAGUCUCCCUCCAACCCUGAUGGAGUAGCAGUAUUAAACGCCAGCAUGCCAGGCUGGCAGCAAAGUCUUGUGGCUUUUAUUUUAAUUUUUUUUUCAAUUGGUUGGAAACAGAAAUGCUGAGGUUCUGACAGGCUGACUCCUGUUCUUACCCCUGCCAUCAAAAUGGUUCCAAAGAAUGUUUAUCAAUCAGGUGAUAGGCGCUUUAUAUAUAAAAAUAUAAAUAUAAAUAUAUAUAUAAAAAAAAAUCAAACCUUAGAUCCAUUGCCUGCUGUUCAGUACUGAUGCUGGGGAGGCAGUUGUGCUGAUAAAUCUCAUCUCAGUCCUGCUGAGGUGCCUCAGGCCUGGGUAUUUGCUAGUCGUUAGGAGGCAUCAUUACUUCUAAUGCUGCCCCCAGAAGUGUAAAGCUGUUUCUCGUUUUACUGUGUUGUGAGAUGGAUCUUCCUCCACAUCUACUUCUGGGUUAAAGUCUCCGUGCCACCGCUGUGCAACAGGGAUCCGUUCCAGCACAACCACUGUGCAAUUGUCACUCCCUUGCAAUCAAUUAAACACUCGGCUCUGGUUAAGGUGA
This is a messenger RNA of Centrocercus urophasianus (Greater sage-grouse), 2009 nucleotides long. RefSeq names its product spermidine synthase (gene SRM). Gene Ontology annotation, biological process: spermidine biosynthetic process. The transcript is spliced from 8 exons. Gene Ontology annotation, cellular component: cytosol. The coding region runs from base 1 to 885 and encodes 294 amino acids. Lineage: Eukaryota; Metazoa; Chordata; Aves; Galliformes; Phasianidae. Gene Ontology annotation, molecular function: spermidine synthase activity. The record is from RefSeq and is a predicted model, not a curated record.